UAUUGACAUUGAUUAAAAAUUAAGUCUGCUAAUCUGCCAAGUCGACAGAAAAGAUAUUUAUAUUUAUGGAUGAAGAGGCGGACAAUACAUUAUAUGGGACACUAAAUAAUGUGUUCAAACACAAAAAUUUUAAAUCCAAACUCCAAAAGGAAGCUACGAGAUGCAUACUUAAAGGAAGUAAAGAUGUCUUUGUUUCCAUGCCAACAGGUGCUGGAAAGUCAUUAUGUUACCAACUUCCAGCAGUGGCCAGUGAUGGAGUAUCAGUGGUAAUUUCCCCUCUAUUAGCUUUGAUGCAGGAUCAGUUAGAUCAUCUGGAUGCUAUAAAAAUACAGGCUGAGACAAUUAAUUCCAAAUUGACGGAAAAAGAACGAAAACGGGUUCUUGUUGAUCUCAAUAGCAGUAAUCCAAAAACCAAACUUUUGUAUGUGACACCUGAACAGGUAGCUACAGAUGGAUUUAAAUCAUUGGCAGAGUCACUGAUGAAAAGAAAGUUGUUCAAAUACUUAAUUGUUGAUGAAGCACAUUGUGUUAGUCAGUGGGGUCAUGAUUUUCGACCUGAUUAUUUAAAGUUAGGUUAUUUCCGUAAACGUAUUCCAGGGGUUCCCUGUAUAGCUUUGACUGCAACUGCAACUGAGCAAGUUCUAAAAGAUAUAAUCAAGCAGUUGAAAUUAAAGGAACCAUUAGCUAAAUUCAAAACCAGCUGUUUCCGACCAAAUCUGUAUUAUGAUGUAAAAAUGAAAGAGACCUUAGGUGAUCCUUACAAGGACUUGUCAGAAUUUUGUCUAGAAGCUUUGAACAGAUCACAAGCACAAAAAGAAGAACUAUUAGAAAACUGGUCAGAGUAUGGUUGUGGUAUUGUUUACUGUAGAACAAGAGAUGCAUGUGCAGAAGUGGCCUCACAGCUUACUAGAAAGGGUGUUCCUAGCAAACCAUACCAUGCGGGUCUGAAAUCUGGGAUCAGAGAGGAAGUCCAGAAUGACUGGAUGGAAGGCAAAUUCCCUGUAAUAGCAGCAACUAUCAGUUUUGGUAUGGGAGUAGAUAAACCAAAUGUUAGAUUUGUAGCUCAUUGGACCUUACCCAAAUCAAUGGCAGGAUACUACCAAGAGUCUGGCAGAGCUGGUAGAGAUGGGAACCAGUCCUACUGUCGUUUAUAUUAUUCCAGACAAGAGAGGGAUACUAUAAGCUUCCUCAUAAAUAAAGAACUAAAAAAAUUUACAAGAGAUAAGGAACAACAGAAAAUUAAACUACAAUCAGCUAACAAAAACUUUGAUGCUAUGAUAGAGUAUUGUGAGUAUGCCAUAUGUAGACAUUGGGCCAUCUCUAAGUAUUUUGGUGAUGUCAAACCAGAUUGUAACAAUAAUUGUGAUGCAUGUAAAACUCCAAAAAUGCUAGCCAAGACUAUCGAAGACUUGCAGAGAGGAGCAUAUGCUAAAACUAAAGCUAAAGGAAAAGGAGGAAUGUUCUUUAUACAAGAUGACAAAGAUGAUGCUGGGUUGUAUGGUGGGGGUCGAAUAGGGGUUAAGAGUGAGAAUAAUUCCUAUGAAAAGACAUAUGGAAGUGAUGAGGAACGCGACAACAAAGAAAAACGAGAAGCUGAUGAAAAACGACAGAGAUUUAAUUUUCUAAAGAGAGAGUUUAAAAAGAGGAAGAAGGAUACUUCAACAGUAACAGCUGGUGAUGAUGAUGAUUUUGAGAAGCCAAGUGAAGAUUGUGUUCUCAGAGAUGCUUCUAGUCCAAAAAUUCCUAGACUAACAGUCAAGAUCAGAGAACACUGCCUUGGAAUGAUUUCAUCUGAGCUUUAUACUAACUUUACUUCAUACUACAAAGAUAUUUCAGCCAAGAUGGCUGCCAAAGACUAUGAACCUGAGUGUUGUGCUAUAGAUGAAGAAUAUGAUGUGUUUAAGUCAAGUAAAGCUGUAAAUUUGUACAAGGCAGCUAUUAUGUCAAAAUGCAAUGAGAUAAAGAAAACAACAAAAAGUCAAGAUUUGCACAAAUCACUUGUUCCUAAAGGAUCAGACAAUUUUAAAUCAAGUCCUGCUAGUCAUUUCUCAAAUGAUGGCAGGGAUUAUUGUGAUAAGGCUACAACUUCUGGUUUUAGUUGUGCUUUUGUGAAAGCUUCUGAUAUGAUAGUUAACAAAAAGGAUAAUUUCAAGACUGAUCCUGAUGAAAAGUCAACUGUCAAGUAUUCCUGUGGUUCUGAUUCAGAUAAAUAUUCUAACACUGAUUCUAAAUUAAAACUUUCAAGAAAGUCUGAUUUAUCAUUAGAGGGUCAAAUUUCUCGUAAACCAUUUAAUGAUGUAAUUGAAGAGAAACCCUUAGAGCAAUUAGAAUCAGAAGUGGCAUCUAUUUUAGACAAAUACCAAGCGGGUAGUAUUUCAUCUAAAUCUAGUCACAAACAGAAGUCUAGAAGUGUUAAACCCGAACGUGUUCGAUUUAGUGAUGACAUUUUAUUUAAAAAUGAAUCAGGACUAGGAUCAGAUGAGAAUAAGUCUAGGAAUAGUACACCAAGUCCCAUUAAAACAGAGAAAGAAGACUUUUGUACAAAGGGGAUUGAUGAAUCGAAAGACAGAAAUGAGCAAGAAGUUAAAUUGAAACUUUUUAAGCUGACAACAGAUGAAAAAUACAAACAUUCUUCUCAUUCCAAAGAUAAUUCUAUAGGAAAAUCACAUGACACAUGUGUAACUACUGGUUGUACAGAUGCUUCAACAGCUUUCUACAUGGCUUGUCAAGUUAAUGAUAAAAAAGAUGAAACCAUUAAUCACUUUCAUAAAGGCAAAAAAAGACCAGUCAAAGAAGAGUGCAAAGACACAGACAGCAAAAAACCAAGACUAGAAUGCAGUACUGUAAUUACUAAUGUAAAUAGAGGACCAGGAAGCAAGCCUCAUGGAAAAGAUUUAAAGAUGACAGCAGAUCUUGUUGUCAAAUAUCUUACUCCGCACUUUUCUGCUGGAAAAUUUAUUUCUAAGGAUUUAUUUAAGUCUGUUGCCAAAUUAAUGUCACACAAAGUAUUAGAGAAAUGUGAAAGUAGAGAUAAAGACAAAGUUAAAGACAAAGUGAAACGAACCAUAAGGCAACUUUUUUCAGAGCGAACAGAAAUAAGAAGUGUGGAUGACUUAGAAAACCUGUAAUAUAAGAACAGAUUGUUAUGUUGUCUUAUAAAGAGGAUUGCAUAUUUAUUAAUUUAAACAUGAUCGAUUGAAUUCUUUGACAUCCUCCUGUAUAAUUCCUAUGCAGACCAUUUUACUCUUCUCAUUUCAGAAAAAUAAAACACUUUUGGAAGAUAAGAUAUGGAAAUCUUUGAAUAAUUUGAAGAAAAAAAAAAACAGUUUGUGACAAAGUGAAGUAAUAAAUGUACCAAUGUUUUCAAAGAUGUCAUAUUUUCUGGACUUCCCCUGCCUCUAAUUGGCAUAAAUUGUUACCCAUGUCCAUCUUUGAGUUGUUCUAUCCUUCCUUCCUUAUAAAAUCAAACAGUUUUUCAGACUAUUAAAUUUGUUAUGUUUUGAAAAAUCUUAGUCUCAGUGCUCAAAGGGUUAAGCAAAGACAUUUAAAGACAACUAUCGAGCCAUUACAUUUUAUAUACAACCCAACAUAUUUCUGUUCAGGGCAGUGUCAACAACAAUGUAAUGUCAACAAUUACAGCAGUUUGGAAGUUGUGUGUCCCUGACAAUCUUAAACAUACUUGGCCAUUGAAAGUAAAAAUUAUCACAAUUAUCUAAAUGAUUUCAAUAGCCCAUUGAUCAAUCGUUUUUGUCCCCCAUGCAAUAUUAUGCUGGGAACAUAGUAAAACCAGUCCUCCGAAUCAAAUCACAUUGGACACUCUCUCAAACCUAUUAAGAAAUUUGUAUCAAAGAUAUAUAUGAAUAAUAUCUGGGACAAGUUCAUCAUUGAUCAAUUAUUUUUGCGUGAGUAAUGUCCCUUGGAAAUGUAAAUUCUAUAGAAAAUUACAUUGUAAGCGCUCUCAAGUGUAACAUUCUUGCCAGAUUUUUAUGAAAUGUAUAUCAAAGGUUUAUAUCAGCAAUGUCUUGAAUGAAAAUCAACAUUGAUCAAUUAUUUUUACAAGAUUAAAAAAUUAAACACAAGUGAACCAACGCCUGGUAAAUCUUCUGUCAGUAGAUUCCAUAAAGUGGAUACCUCAGGUAUGCAGGGUCAUUACGAUAAAAACAUAAAAUGUAGAAGGUCCUAUAACAACAACACUUUAAUGAAUGCUCCAGUAAUUUAUUGAGAUCGACAUGUUUCGGUGGCUAGGUCACCAUCAUCAGGAUAGAAAACAAUACAAUUUGCGGUCGUAUAUUGGUAUGAUCAUUGGUGGCCUUCGGCUGUUGUCUGCUCUAUGGUCGGGUUGUUGUCUCUUUGACACAUUCCCCAUUUCCAUUCUCAAUUUUAUGACGUUGGCGUUGUUGUCGUUGUCGUCCGAAGACACAUUGGUUAUCGCACAAUAACUUUAGUUUAAGUGAAUGGAUCUCUAUGAAAUUUUACCAUUAGGUUUAAUACCACAAAAGGAAGGUUGGGAUUGAUUUUGGGGGUUAUGGUACCAACAGUUAAGGAAUUAGGGGCCAAAAAUAAGCAUUUUUGUAACUUCCAGACCACAACUUGUGUGCUAGUGUAUGGAUCUCUCUGACAUUGUACCACAAGGUUCCAUAUCACAAAGGGAAUGCUUGGAUUGAUUUUGGGGGGUAAUUGCCUCAAAAUUUUAGGAAUAAGGGGCCAAAAAAGGGGCAUAAAACGAGAAUUUUUCUAAUUUCAUGACAAUAACUUGUGUGUAAGUGUAUGGAUCUUUCUGAAAUUAUACUACAAGGUUCCAUAUCACAAAGGAAAAGCUGGAAUUGAGUUUGGGGGUAAUUGCCCAAAAUGUUUAGGAAUAAUGGGCCAAAAAGGGGCCAAAAAUAAGCAUUUUUCUAGUUUCCAGACCAUUACUUGUGUUCAAGUGUAUGGAUCCUUUGAAAUUGUACUGCAAGGUACCAUACCACAAAGGGAAGGCUAGGGUUGAUUUAGGGGGUAAUUGCCUCAAAAUAUUUGGAAUAAGGGGCCAAAAAGGGGCGAAAAACAAGCAUUUUUCUAGUUUCAGGACAAUAACUUGUGUGUAAGUGUAUGGAUCUUUAUGAAAUUGUACUGCAAGGUACCAUACCACAAAGGGAAGGCUGGGAUUGAGUUUGGGGGUGAUGAAUCAUAAGGAGGUUCAAAAAAUUUGGGGAGAGGGGGAUUUUUUUUUCCUUUUUUCCUUUGUUUUUUUCUUUAAAAUUUUCCAUUUUAAGUUGGUUAUUUCUGAUUUAUAUAUAAAAGCAAAUAAUAAUGAUAUGGUUUGAUUUCAUCAAAAAUAUUGGGGUUCUUUGAUAUGCUGAAUCUAACCGUGUAUUUAGAUUCUUAAAUUUUGGUCCCUUUAAAUUGGUCUACAUUAAGGUUCAAAGGGUCCAAAAUUAAACUUAUUUUGAUUUUAACAAAAAUUGAAUUCUUGGGGUUCUUUGAUAUGCUGAAUCUAAACAUGUAUUUAGAUUUUUGAUUAUGGGCCCAGUUUUCAAGUUGGUCCAAAUCGGGGUCCAAAUUUACACUUUGUUUGAUUUCAACAAAAAUUGAAUAUAUGGGGUUCUUUGAUAUGCUGAAUCUAACCGUGUAUUUAGAUUUUUGGAUUUUGGGCCUCGUUUUUAAAUUUAUCCACAUUGAGGUCCGAAGGGUCCAAAAUUAAACUUUGUUUGAUUUCAUUAAAAAUUUAAUUAUGGAGGUUCUUUGAUUUUCUGAGAGUUUUGGUCCCAACAGGAAUGUGGGGCCUAAAAAGGGCCCAAAUAAGCAUUUUUCUAGUUUUCAGACAAUAACUUGUGGAAUUGUGAAUGGAUCUCUCUGAAAUUAUACCACAAGUUUCCAUACCACAAAGGGAUGGUAAGAAUUGGCUUUGGGGGUUAUGGCUCAAACCGUUAAGAAAUAAGGGGCAAAAAACGGGGAAAAACAAGGGUUUCCUGGGUAAUGGACAAUUACUUAAGUACAAAACAUAAUUUAAAAGCAGUGUAAGGUUGGUAAUUCAAACUCAUUUGAAAAUCUCACAUACACUGCUUUUAAAUUAUGUAUAUUGGAAAUUUGCCAAAAACUUUAUUGUUAACCCUUACCAUGCUGAGCCCGUCAUAUGACGGGAUGACCCAGACCACCGUUAUUUGGCUCUAAUGGCUCUCCAUACUUUUAGAGGUCAACUUUAUGAUACUUAUUUCGAAAUGGAUGCAUGUUCCCUCAACCUGAGGCUAUCUAUUGUCAUGUUUCUCAUGUUUAAGUAGCAUUUUGAGCUCAAAUACGAACUUGGGAAAUUGAAAUUGGAUAAAACUGGUUUUUCUGGAGGGGUGGGCUUCCCUUCUGUGUCUUACACAGGAAGUUCAGAGGCCUAAAACUUUCAAAAAUAGUGUAAACCCGCAGACAUAUAUCUACUGAUCAUAAUUAUUUUUGAAAUACGCAGAGGAAACGACUACUUCGGGUUUCAGGUCCAGUUGAAGUCCAAAAUCGGAAAAAAUCGUGAAAUUCCGUAUUUUUUGUCCAAAUGACCUUCUUUAGACUGGUGUUCCCAGAUCAGUUUCACUCCAACCUAAGAACUGUUGGGGUUAAUGUGUUUACUGGGGUCCACUGUACAUGCAGACUACAGAUGGAUACCUAUAUCAGCAUCCCUCGGUCUUUGGGGUCAAGUAAUAGGACGAAAAAUCGUCAAAAAUGACGCUUUUUGCACCUGAUGACCAACUUUGGGGCUUUUAUGGUUGCAAAUUUAUUGGGGUUGUAAUUCAAACUCAUUUGAAUAUCUCGGCUACACUGGUUUUAAAUUAUGUAUAUUGGAAAUUUGCCAAUAAGUUUAGUAUUAAUAAAUUCCAUUGGAAAUUUGCCAAUAACUUUAGUAUAAUAAACUCCAUUGGAAAUUUGCCAAUAUAAAAUGUUGCUGAUGAAGGUUUAUUGUUUAUUUUUGGCCAUGACUAUGAUAUCAUUUUCUAUUUUAACACCUUAAUGAUGUAUUUAAAUGGGCUUUUAUGGUUGCAAAGGAAUUUUAUUCUUAGAUAUUACUAUAAAAUGUUGCUGAUUAAGUUUUUUUAAUUUUAGCUAUGACUAUGAUGUCAUUUUCCAUUUUAAUACUUUUAUGAUGUAUUUAAGUGGGCUUUUAUGGUUGCAAAGUCCAUUGGAAAUUUGAAUUGAGAUUAUGACCAGUUCUUGAGGGAAAGUGAAGGUAAGUUAAUUUUUUAAUACACAGGUUCUUUAUGAGUUUAUUUUAAUUGGUAUAUUUUGCCACAAUAUAUAUAUAAAGGUGUUGAUAUAAAUAUUUUUUUAAAGUAUAUUUGUUACAAUUGUGGAAUUUAGAUUUUGGAUAUUAGACCAUAAUAGGUAAAUUAAAAUUUUUCAAGUUCUUAGACCACAUUCAUUCUGUGUCAAAAACCUAUGCUGUGUCAAAUAUUUAAUCACAAUCCAAAUUCAGAACUGUGUCCAUACUUGCCCCAACUGUUCAGAGUUCGACUUCUGCGGUUGUAUCAAGCUGGGCCCAGCAGAGCAUUUUAUUUAUUUUUUUAUCGUGAACCCCUGCACCCUUCGAGGAACCACCGUUGCAACCUGCGCUAAUCUUGUUAGCCAUCGCACGCAGUAAUACAAACAAUUAUAUCAUUGAGGCAACAACAGGGACCGGCCUUCCUAAAAUGCUAUCAGGCAUUCAACAGGAGCAAAGAAAGUAAAUUAUGAUGAACCAUCUCAACCAUAAACGAGUCCAAAGGAGGAAAAGAACUGUAAUAAGAUUAUUUUUCCCUUACAGAAUUUAUUUGAAAUUAUAAGCACCAGACUUCUUAUUAUGAAAUUCACUUUGAAGUUCAGAAAAUACGUUAUUCAAACAUACUACUAACUUUACAAGAUUACCAGCCACUUCCGAUAGUUUAAUGAAGGAAUACAGCGUUUAAAUUCAGUAUAAACUAGUGAUAUUUUAUGUAAUUUUUCCUAUACCAGCGGAGGUCAAACACUUUACAGCAUUCCCGACGCGAUUGGGAGCAGUACCUCUGGCCAAGGGAAGCCAGUCGAAAUGGUACGGAAUUGCUAGUAAAAUGUCGUCCAUAUUUGGAAAUAUAGACGUUAAUUGAACACAAAGUUUACACAGAACACAACUAACAAUAAUUUAUUGUAUAAUUCGUUCCACUGUGCAAGAGUGCUAACACAUGAUGGCAGAAUAAUUUUAACAAACAUUUUAACAACAAAAACAUUGUAUAUUCAUUUUAUUUUAUUUUAAUAGUUUACUUCCAUACAUAUACUUACUUUUACUUUCUCUUUCAAUUGCUAUUUAUAACGUUACUCACCAUAGCAACAGGGUGACGUUUUAAUUUUCUCAUCCCGAUUUUGUACAUCAGCAUGAU
Messenger RNA from Mytilus californianus (California mussel), 8345 nucleotides. RefSeq names its product ATP-dependent DNA helicase Q5-like. NCBI's taxonomy places the organism in Eukaryota, Metazoa, Mollusca, Bivalvia, Mytilida, Mytilidae. Gene Ontology annotation, cellular component: chromosome; cytoplasm. The record is from RefSeq and is a predicted model, not a curated record. Gene Ontology annotation, biological process: double-strand break repair via homologous recombination. The transcript has 12 exons. Gene Ontology annotation, molecular function: nucleic acid binding; ATP binding; four-way junction helicase activity. The coding region runs from base 66 to 3128 and encodes 1020 amino acids.